This is a messenger RNA of Odontomachus brunneus, 3636 nucleotides long. RefSeq lists its product as uncharacterized. Bases 2260 to 3636 code for a protein of 458 amino acids. The record is from RefSeq and is a predicted model, not a curated record. Lineage: Eukaryota; Metazoa; Arthropoda; Insecta; Hymenoptera; Formicidae. The transcript is spliced from 8 exons.
UUAGGAGGCCUAUGUCGCUUUUGGCUACUUUUCUCUGCUAUUUUAUAAUUACUCAAAGUUUAUAGUCUUUUAUGACUUUAUUCAAUAACAAUUAACAAUAAAGAAUUUUUAUUAUACAAAUUUAAAGAUAACAAAAUGGAGUGUGCGAGAUUUUGUAGACCUUACUUCAUUAGCUUAAGUUAACAAUAAAAGUACAAAAAAUAUAAUUUUUAUUGAAAUUAAAUCAUUUUAUUAAAUCAUAUUAUUAGAAAAUUAUAUUACUGUGUUAAUUACAACAUAUAUAGACAAAAUGUAAGACGUUUAUAUCGAUCGAUGAAAUGGUGUCGUGUCUAAAGCAACAGAUUUAUAAUCGAGAGGUGCCUCGCGGAUCCAAUUUCGAGUCCCACUAGUGCCAAUGAGAAUUUUUAAAUGUGAUGUAACAUUGGAAUCAAGUAAUCUAAAAUUUUCAAGUGAUAUCAGCAAACGCUGUGACAUUUACGAAUAGUUUCUGUUAGAAAAUUGAACCGAAUAAGGACAUUAAAAAUAAUAUCCAGUGUAGGUACUUUUUUUAAUAUUCCAAGGACGUCCAAAAUAGAUAAAAACGGACAUCCUAUGAACGUCCGCCGGACGUCUGUUGAGUUUUAUUCGGACGUCUUAUGAACGUUUCAAUAUCCAAACUUAAACGUCCAUAAGACAUUCAUGCUAUCUGGGUUUACCCAAAACGUUAAAAUUGGUGUUUUAAAGGUAUUAAAGUUACCUUCAACGAGUCACCGGCCAAAGUUAACACCAUCUAUAAGGUUCGUUUUUACGACAUUUUGUAAGCACUUUUAAAUGUAUAAAAUGUAUUCAGUCAGAGGAGGCUGGUCUACGUGCACAUUCCACUUUACUAAAAUACUAUGAUAUUACUAUGAUAUACUAUGAUUUUACUGAGAGUAAAAUUCCAGGCCACACUGUAAAUUUACUGUAUAGAAGUGAAAAUUAAGCACAUAUAUGUAAUAUUAUGGAUAAAUUUAGUAAUACCGGAAACUAAUUUACUAAAAAUCUGUAAAAAUACCAAAUUCCUGGUAAUUUUUCGUAAUAUUUCUGUAUUUUUAAUCAAAAUAAGAGGGAAAAACAAAUUUUAAAUAAAAAACUCUAUAAAAAUUUUUUAAAUUUACUAAAAAAAUAAGUAAAUUUUCUUUGUAAAUUUACACUGAUUUUUAUCAAUGUAGAUAAAGCAGAGCACCGGUUGAUGGUAUGCAAACGAGUCUGUGUGCAAUCGAGACACUCCAAUAUGUAUUUAGAUUGAUAUAUUACAUAGUAAAGAUUAUUUUAAGAAAAUGGUUUUAUAAAUUAUUUAAAAAUUAUUAUAAAUUAAUAUAAAAAAAUGUUUGUUAUAUAAAAUGGUUUUAUAAAUUAUUAGUUAGUAUUUAUUUAGUAAUUAUUUAGAUAGUAUUUAUUUAGGCAUACGGUUUAUUUAUAUAAGGAUAUAUAUAAAUGUAAAACAAUAUAAAAUAAAAAACAUAUAAAUUAUAAAAUCCAAAAUUAAUAUGAUAGCUACAUGAAGUAACAAAAACUACCACGAAACCGUCUCGCCCUGUUAAGAUUAUUCUUCUUCUCAAUUGUAUGAAACACAAUCUCUGUACUAGAUAUAAAAUGGUCUAAUGCAAAAUAAUUAAUAUAAAUAUAUUGUUGGAUGAGAAUCACUGAGAAUAUAAGAAUGCAAUGCACGAUGUAUAAAGCGAUCGAUAGAGAACGAAAGGUAUACAUUAAAUAUUCCUUAUUGCACAUACAAAUAAUAUUCAUAGAAUAUUCUAAAUAUUUAAUGAUUAUUUGAACAUUCUGUGAACAUUUAUUUACUAUUCCGGUAUAUACGGAACUUUUGGAAUACGAACGGAAUAUUUUAGGAAUAUCUAGCGUUUACUGGGUAUAUUACGUUAAACGUAGUCUACCAAUUACCAGUAUCUCGUUAAUAAAACUUACAAAAAUACAACGAUUUUAAUAAAAAUAAAUUCCUUUUCGACAACACACACUCAUUUAAUGUUAUUCUGCAGCCUUUUUUACACAUGCGAUAUUAAAGCGAAGUACUGUUCUUUCCCGCUAUAUGAUAGGUACAGAAUGAGUACUUCAACAUCAUUAUAGGCUGACAUGGUUACGAUUCUCGUUGCUACAAUAACUUGAAUACGGCUCGCAUUUAAUCGAAUAAUAGCAGAUAAUAGUGAUGAUUUCUUCACAUACGUUUUAAUGUAACGUUCAAUAUUCAAUGCUGCGGUCCAGGAAAGAUCAAGAAGCGUUAAAGAAAUGGGUUGGACGAAAGCUCACAAAGUGAUACAAAUGGAAAGAUGUAUUUCACGGGACAGAAAAACUCGAUAUCGUGGCAUUUUGAAGUUAUACGCGCGCGACAAGAAGCUGCGAUUGUCACAAGCUACCAAAUUGAAAUCGACAGUAUUGAGAAAGCUUACAUCUCUGGAGGCGGAUGUUAAAAAUUAUCGCAACGUUAUCAAGAAUUUAUCCAAAGGCGAUAAACUGAAAUCACUGGAUAAUCACAAGGAAUUCUGUUUGGCAUUUAGACAAUUACAAUCAUCCGAACUUUAUGCAGAUAUAUUUAAUGAUAACGACGUGAAACGUCGACUUUUGGAUAAGCUCUAUUACGAAAAAAAGAAGAAAUUGAAAUAUACUAUCGAAUUACAGUUAAAAUGCAGCGAUCUUUUAAAUGAGUGCAGAGAAGAAAACGAUAAUCAGUCACAUUGCAAACAACAAUUGAUAGUACGAUUGCAACGAUAUAUCUCGAAAUAUAACGCUGCGAAAACAAUAUACUCUACGUACUUGCCGAUAUUGAAUAUCUUGAAAAAGGAUGCGAUGUUCUUCGAUACCUUGUUGAACAUCUUGAAAGAGGACCAAUGUUUACAGUGCAAAACGAUACUGAGGGUGACGGUGAUGGGUCAGCUGGCAGCAGAAAAUUUAGACGACGUCAGACAAAAGUAUAAACAAGCGACUCGCGUCAUUUUGCAUAAUAUGAGAAUCAGAGAACAAAUGCUGAAUAAUGUACGUUUUCAAGUACGGGAUUUAUGGGCUUACGCGCUGUCUUUGGUACGCGUUGAGAGCGAUACUGUUCUCAUAAAAAAAAAUACUGACGAAUCGACUGCUGACAAAAUAAUAGAUAAACAGUUAGUACAUUUGAAGGAUAUCUGCGAUGAAGUGAAAGAGAUUCUAUUCGUACGCUCUUAUCAUGACCUGUUAUUGAGAUUUGACGACCAAUUCAAGCAACGGAUAAAUCUUCUAGCGAGAUUAAACAUCAAUAUAAAAAAUCGCGAUUCUUUGUUGAGCAAAACAAACUAUGCUAUACAAAUUUGCGAAAGUCUUCAGUAUUCUAAAACUGCAGCUGAACAAUAUAAAACAUAUGGAUGCGAGAUACUAGAACUCAUGCACAUUGAGGAAAAACGGGAAAAAGACUUUCAGGAACUGAAGAAAACUUACGGUGAAUUGUUUACGAACAUUAGAGCAGCUCUGCAGAACAUGAAUAUGAUGUUGCUUUAUGUUAAGCAACCUGAUAGAGGUAUGAAGAAAACUGGGAAAGAUGUGGGCAAAGAUAUGCUGAAGGAACUAGAUGACAAAGAAGACACAAACGAACUCGAGUCGCUAGUAGAGCUCGAAGAAGUAGAUACCAACAGUGAAUAA